Molecule: messenger RNA, 1624 nt
Organism: Doryrhamphus excisus (bluestripe pipefish)
Lineage: Eukaryota; Metazoa; Chordata; Actinopteri; Syngnathiformes; Syngnathidae
Gene: glt8d1
Product: glycosyltransferase 8 domain containing 1
Cellular component (GO): Golgi apparatus
Molecular function (GO): glycosyltransferase activity
Source: RefSeq, a predicted model, not a curated record
UUUAUACGGUGGAAUGGAGUUGUUGAUGUUGAGUUGGCAGUUUGGUGGAUCUGUGUCUUGUAUUUUAUAUACAUGUUUUACUAUAUAGUUAAAAUGUACCCGGUCGGUUAAAUGUGCUAACAUUUGAUUUUUUUUUGUAGUUUUGCAGCAGUGCAUUAGCUUACCACUACUGAUAAACUAUACAACGUGGCGUCUAGUGUAUGUAGAAGGACGGUGUUAUUGGGUACUGAAUACCACACAGACAAAGCAAUGAGGAAAGUGAACGUGGUCAUCCUUGUGCUACUUGCCGUGGCUUUCCUGAUCAUAAUACAACGGAAUCUCCUUAACCUCAGCGACUUCCUGCACAAAGAAACCACACAUACUGGAGCCAUUCUCCCCUUUGAGGCUGAAUUAUCUCCAGACGUUAGAGUGGACGUGGCGAGAACAGGGGACGAGAUCCCUGUUGUCAUCAGUGCAGCUGAGGAGAGGCUUGGUGCUGCUGUGGCCGCCAUGAACAGCAUCUACCAGAACACCAAAGCCAAUGUUGUCUUCACCGUUGUCACCCUCAAUGACACAGUGGAUCACUUGAAGGUGUGGCUGAGUAGUCCUCGACUAAAAAAUAUCAAAUAUAAGAUUGUUCUCUUCAAGCCUGAGCUGCUGAUUGGGAAGACACCUAAAAAUUCUCAGCUGGUGGAGACAACAAAACCGCUGACUUUUGCCAGAUAUUAUUUGCCUUCAUACCUGCCUGAGGCGGAGAAAGCCAUCUAUUUGGAUGAUGAUAUUAUUGUGCAAGGAGAUAUUAAAGAUCUUUAUGAAACAAGUUUAAAAUCUGGACAUGCAGCAGCCUUCUCUGAUGACUGUGAUUCAGCGUCCGCUAAGGGCAUUGUACGAGGGGCUGGAAAUCAGAAUAACUACAUAGGCUUCCUGGACUUCAAGAAGGAGGCCAUUAAACAGCUCGGCAUGAGGGCCAACACGUGUUCGUUCAAUCCGGGAGUCAUCGUGGCCAACUUGACCGAGUGGAAGAACUCGAACAUCACCGGUCAACUGGAGCACUGGAUGACGCUAAACACGCAAGAGGAUCUAUACAGUAAAACACUGGCAGAGAGCAUCACCACUCCACCGCUGCUCAUCGUUUUUUACAAGCGUCACUCAGCAGUUGACCCGAUGUGGCACAUCAGGCACCUUGGCACUACAGGCGCCGGGAACCGCUACUCGCCGCAGUUUGUAAAAGCGGCUAAACUCCUUCACUGGAAUGGACACUACAAGCCUUGGGGGAGGGGGUCGUCCUUCACUGACGUGUGGGACAAGUGGUUCAUUCCGGACCCCACUGGGAAGUUUUAUCCAAUCCGAAGACACGGGGGGGAGAAGUAGAGGACUUUGUGAAGUGAAUAUCCGAGCAGCCAAGCCAAGCCAAGCCAAGCCAGAGCAAACACACCUCUCUCAGGAUAUCUCAGGAACACGAGUACAGAAGCUGAAAACUUUAUUCGCUACUUCUCUUUUGAGUUCUAUUAUCCUUUGAAUUUAAACAUACACUAUAAGAGUUUGACAGUACCCUCAAAUCGCAGCUGCUUUAGUAUUAACAUUAUGUCAAGCCUUCAAAAGUAAUACACCAAUAGCUUCCUCAAAAAAAAAUUUUUUUUUUUUU